UGUCAAACAUUUAUAUUUUGUUUUGUUUUUAAUUUUGUAAAAAAUAUAGGACUGUAAAAAUUGAGUUUGACUUGCCGGAAAUAAAAUAGCCAAAGUUGUAUUAUAAUCAACAACGUUUCUUUUAAAUGGUCAUUUUCGACAAGCCGUACAACUAUGGCUUCCGCACAAGAUGCUUGGUAUCUUUCACUUUUAGGCCUUGCAGAGUAUUUUAGGGCAUCAAACCCCCCAAUGAUUAAACCCUGUAUACAGUGUCUACAGGCGGUUUUUAAUUUCAAACCUCCACAAAGGGUUGAAUCGAGAACUCAUUUGCAGCUUGGGAAUAUUUUAUUAAAUUAUACCAAGAACAUUGACUUGGCAAAAAACCAUUUGGAGCAAGCGUGGAAUCUCUCACAGUCAAUUUCAUCUUUUGAUGAUGUUAAAUUUGAAGCCGCAAGCAUUUUGGCAGAGCUAUUAGAGCAAGAAAACCAAACUGCUCAAGCAAAGCCAAUUUUAAGGAAAGCUAUUGAGUUAUCUCAACACAAUGUUUAUUGGCAUUGUCGUUUAAUUUUCCAGUUGGCACAAAUUCAUGCAGUUGAAAAAGAAUACGCGUCGGCAAGUAGCCUUUUAGGAGUUGGUGUCGAUUAUGCUCAAAUUUCAAAUGCUUACUACACUAGGAUAUUGUUUCUGUUAAGUAAAGGAAUGCUUCUUCUAAUUGAUAAAAAACAUUCUGAUGUUCAACCUGUCCUAACCCAAGCUGGACACUUAAUAGAAAACUGGACUGGGACAGCAUACCAACGAGAGUAUUUAAAAGUUUAUUUUUUAGUACUUCAGGUCUGUCAUUACCUUAUGGGAGGACAAGUUAAAGGUGUAAAGCCUUGCCUUAAACAGCUGCAACAAAGUAUCCAAACAAUUAUGCAACAAGAUGAUACUUUUCCCUCAAGUAGUCCAAGCCAAGAGCAGUUUCUUUGGAUGCCAAAGGAACACUUAUAUGUUCUUGUGUAUCUUUUAACUGUUAUGCAUAGCAUGCAAGCAGGUUAUAUGGAAAAAGCACAAAAGUACACAGAUAAAGCUUUGUUACAUAUAGAGAAGUUAAAAAUGCUUGAUAACAAGCCAAUCCUUUCAGUUUUCCAACUUAUGCUCUUAGAACAUAUAAUAAUGUGCCGACUAGUCAUGGGAAAUAAAACCCAAGCUUUACAAGAAAUUUCUUCUGCAGCAGCUUUAUGCAAGAAAAAUCCAAAACUGUUGGAAAGUCAUGGAGCUCAGCUUCACACUUUAUUAGGUUUAUACUCAAUGAGCAUGGAUAACAUGCCGACAGCAGAAGCGCAGUUCUUGGCAGCGUUGGAUGCCUCACAAGAACGAGAGUUGUCGACGUUCGCUAAUUUGAAUUUGGCGAUAGUGUAUCUUAGAGGAAAAAGAGAGAGCGAUUUUAACGCGUUGUUUGAUAGAAUUAAUCCAGAAAAUUUGCCCAGUCAAUCUCAUAGUUUAAAAGCAGCUGCUUAUUAUGUUCAGGGAUUGCAAGCUUUUUUCCAAGGGAGAUUUAACGAAGCUAAGAGGUACUUAAGAGAAACUCUAAAAAUGGCAAACGCUGAGGAUUUGAACAGGCUGACCUCAGGAUCACUUGUACUAUUAGGUCACAUAUUUUUAUCUCUCGGAAAUAGUAGAGAAAGUAUGAAUAUGGUGACCCCAGCAAUGCAGUUAGCCAGCAAAAUACCCGAUGUUCAUGUGCAGCUUUGGGCUUCUGCUAUUUUAAAAGAUCUUCACCGAAUAUGUGGCGACACUGCUAGAGAAAACGAGGCUUACCAGAGGCAUCUUAAUUUUUCGCAGAUGUUGAGGAUGGAUCAUUUUAACGCAUCGAAACUUUCGCAACACUGCCUGAUAUACUGGACUAAAGGCGAUUUUCCACUUUAAAUUGUGUUGCGUCUCGUACUUUUUUCCUCCUUUUUAUUUUUUUUUUUGUAAAUACCAGCAAGUUUUAGUAUAACAAAAACGCUUUGUGUACAGGGAUUCGGGUAAAAAAUAUUAUUUAUUUUUAUUUUUUUAGCUUUAUGUAGGUUAAUUUGCCUAAUGGGUCAGUACAAUAUUUCAAUAAUUGUAAGUGAUGACUCCUGAUCAGUAUUGGAUAUGAAUCAGCUGUUAUAAAUUACAGAAAUCAAACUGAAAAUGUUGUUCGAGUAAAAAAAAAAGUUUAUAAAGUGCUAAUUAUCAUUUAUGUACAGGAGACCAUUUUUUGACAGAAAUAAUUAUUAACAAAAAAUAGGUACAAGAUGUUUUGCUGGAAAAUGCAAUAACAUAUUAUUUUGCAUAUACAAAAAGCAAUUGAAUCGGUAUAUGCAGAAAAGGCACAUCAAAGAAACCAAUUUCCAACUGCCCUUAUUUGCCCUAAUUACUUUUGGAGCUUGCUUUAUAAAGCAAGACACACAAAAAUAUACAGGGUGCUCCAGUUUCGAAAGCGGAAACUUAAAUAUCGGAUAGAAAAUCUGAAAAUAUAAUGUAAACUUUAUUCAAAAAAUGGUUUGUUACAGAGGUAUAGGGUGUCGAAGUUUUAAUUAAAAUAUUUAAAUUUAGUAUUAAGUAAACAGUAUAUGUUCAAAAUUGCUUUAGAUAUUUAAGUGAAAUUUGGUAGAUUAAAAUAGAUAAGAUAAUCUCACGCGUAAUCCAAGUUUCAAAAGUACGAAGUGUACGGUUAUUUAGAUUAUUAUUUGGGCAGUUUCUAUUUUGUUUAUCAUUACCACUCAGGCCAAAGUUCUCCGCCGAAAAUUCUGACGAGUUUCAAUAAAAAUCUGAGCAUCUGGAAUUCAGGUAUUAGGAUAGCGUCUACGAAAUACUGAUAGUAAUAAUCUUCUCUGUUUCAUUUCCUAUUCCAAAAUUUAAAAAAAGAGGUUCAAUUCCCUAAUAAAUUAAAAUUGUCUUUAGCAAAUUACGUAGUGAAUGAAAAAAAAAAAUUUAUUGUAAAUUAAGCGAGAACUUCAGUAAUAAUGUUUAUUGAAAAUAAAAUCAGUGAUUCAUAGUUUUUACGUAAAAAGAUAUAUCUUAUCUAACAAAGAUGCCAAAUAAAUUUUGAAAAUAUAAUCAAAUUUAAAUAUUUUAUUAUUUAAAAGUUUGACACCCUGUAUCUUUGUAACGAAGCAUUUUCCGAAUAUACUUUACUUUACAAAUAUUAUUUUGAGCAUUUCUAUCUGCCAUUUAAGUUUCCGCUUUCGAAACUGGACCACUCUGUAUACAAACUUUAUAAAACUAGUUUAAAUCAGAGCACAACAAAACGAUAAAAUUAAAAGUUUGAUUAACCCUUAUAUGGCAUAUCACAGCUCGUGGUUUGUUGUCUUCAAAAUACUAGUAAUUCUGUAGUAAGCUUUCCUGAACAACAUUUUCAUCUUAAAAGAUUUUUUUUUUUAUACAAUUCUCAGGACCGCAAACAUCUGAAAGUAUUAAGUCAAGAGUAAAUAUAUUGAGAAGAAUCCUCGAGAUCGAUUUCGUGAGUACAUCGAUUUUAUACUCAUAUUUAUAAAAAUGCAGCUUUUUCGCCGAUACUAGAUGAUUUGAAUCUAAUUGCGGCACUCAAGACACAUUAUGGACUUUUCAGUUCUUCACUCUUACACCAGUACCACAUUUUAUGAAUUGUGUCAUCCUCUGAAAGUCGCAUUGUUGCUUUUCCUCCUGUAUUCAAUCAAGUGACUGGAAGCUCUAGAGUUUACAUACCACGAAGCAGAUCUAUUUUUCCUUUAUUUGAGCUAUAAUUAUAGACCCAUAAAACAUGCAUCAAAAAUUACUUUCAGCGUUUUCAUUGACAUUUUCCUUUUUAAACGCUUUGUACUUGAAACAAUCUCAUUUCUUGUAAAAAUAAUAUCGCUUCCGUACUUCCAUUACCAUUAUUUUUGUCAUCCUUAUAUAUUGAUUUCAUUACUUCGUGUUCGUUCUGAUUUCCCCCUAAAUCAGUUUUAUUCGAACCACAUACUGACUUAAAAGACAGUAUUUUGCUAUUAGUAUUUGAAACAAUUUUACUUUUAAUCUGUAAAUAGCAUAUUAAUUGGCUAGUGGUUUAUUAUUCAUUACCGUGAGUUCAUGAAGUCAAAAUCAACAUCAUUUGUCACCUAUAAAAUGAAAGCUCGAGAAAAAUCUGUAAGUAGCUUCAGAACUUGCAAACCUUUGUAAAAGGCAAUCAUAACAUGAUUCUUGAUUUUUAACUGACAACUUGAAACUUAUCUAGUCCUGUAUGAAAAUGUCUGUAUAUCGUUAUAAAAAUGUUGUCCCUAUCUUUUGUUUUCAAAACAUGCGAUGAAACAUUUUUGUUAAACGCCUGCACAGGAGGUUAUUAAUGGUCACUUAAAAAAAAUACACAACCAUCAUUAGUUCACACCGAAAGUGCUCUAAGCUAUAAUUUUUUUAAAUUUGAAUCACACUUGGUUUGAUUUCUCUAUACAUUCACUUAAGCAACGCAAUGUUUUUCCUAGUUUGUAUUAUUACAAAUCUUCAGCACUAUUUGAACAUUAUAUUCACAGCCAUAACCGAUCAGGGUCUUUGGCAUUAAAAAAAUGUAUAUGAUUUACGAACAGUGAUUUAAUUCUCAUAAAUAAAAUUAGUUUUAAGUAAGACUGAUAAUCUUUUAAGAUUUUGUUUUUGAGAUAACUGUAAUGUAUAUAAAAAUUUUAUACGAUUUGUUUUAGUUAAAAGAAAAAAAAAAGACAUAAGAGUCGAGGUAUUUGUGAGUUAGUAUAAGGAAAAGAUAAAUAUAAAACUCAAAACAU
Molecule: messenger RNA, 4721 nt
Organism: Anthonomus grandis grandis
Lineage: Eukaryota; Metazoa; Arthropoda; Insecta; Coleoptera; Curculionidae
Product: MAU2 chromatid cohesion factor homolog
Exons: 10
Coding region: 154-1887 (577 amino acids)
Biological process (GO): maintenance of mitotic sister chromatid cohesion; mitotic sister chromatid cohesion
Cellular component (GO): SMC loading complex; chromatin
Molecular function (GO): protein binding; double-stranded DNA binding
Source: RefSeq, a predicted model, not a curated record